Diospyros lotus (date-plum) is the source of this 910-nucleotide messenger RNA. RefSeq names its product putative cytochrome c oxidase subunit 5b-like. Lineage: Eukaryota; Viridiplantae; Streptophyta; Magnoliopsida; Ericales; Ebenaceae. Gene Ontology annotation, cellular component: mitochondrial envelope. The record is from RefSeq and is a predicted model, not a curated record. The coding region runs from base 120 to 629 and encodes 169 amino acids. Gene Ontology annotation, biological process: mitochondrial electron transport, cytochrome c to oxygen. The transcript has 6 exons.
UGUUUAGUUCUCCACAGACAGAGAGAGAGAGAGAGAGAGAGAGAGAGGGGAAGCCUUCGAUCCCAUCGAGCAGAGCAGAGGGGCGACCUGAGAUCAACUCAAACCCUAGCUCCCAAACCAUGUGGAGAAGACUCUCUACGCCACUCCGAACCUUGGCUCCACGCCGAUCUGCCUCCGCUCCCCACUGCUUCGAUGCCGCCUCCCCCGCCGCCAGCGCCUUUUCUUCUCCAUCGCCUUUCCGGCCGACCUUGUCUCUGUAUUCUCGCCCAUUCGCCUCCGACUCUGAGAGCGUUGUUUCAAAGAAGAGGGUUGAAGAUGUAAUGCCUAUUGCGACGGGGCAUGAGCGGGAGGAGCUUGAAGCUGAGCUUGAAGGAAGGAAACUUCUAGAUGUCAACUAUCCCGUUGGACCUUUCGGCACAAAGGAAGCACCUGCAGUCAUCAAGUCCUACUAUGAUAAAAGAAUUGUUGGGUGCCCUGGAGGUGAAGGAGAGGAUGAGCAUGAUGUUGUCUGGUUCUGGCUAGAGAAAGGCAAGCCACACGAAUGUCCAGUGUGCUCACAGUACUUCGUGUUGGAAGUGGUUGGCCCUGGAGGUCCUCCGGAUGGACAUGGUGAUGAUGAGCAUCAUUGAUUACUGAUUGAAAUGUUUCUGCCAGAAUGAAAUCUGGUGAUAUGUUGAGACUUUUUCUUCCGUAUAUUCUGCUGCUUCAGAAUUCAAAGGUUUUGUAUUUGUUUGCGUUCACGAGUCCUUUGUCCCAUGGUUGUUGCCUGGGCAACAAUCAAGUUGAUAAAUUUUCCUCUUUUUGGAUGUUAGAAGUGGCACUGACAUCAAAUGGAAUAAGGAUUCUCUUGGACUUUUCAAUUCAACGCCAAUAAUAGGUGGCUAAACUACUUCUGCUCUUUUGCAUUAAA